This is a messenger RNA of Bacillus rossius redtenbacheri, 14468 nucleotides long. RefSeq lists its product as uncharacterized. Lineage: Eukaryota; Metazoa; Arthropoda; Insecta; Phasmatodea; Bacillidae. Bases 10039 to 11724 code for a protein of 561 amino acids. The transcript is spliced from 7 exons. The record is from RefSeq and is a predicted model, not a curated record.
UCUUAGUAGGAUGCAUUUAGAAAUAUGGGUACUGUCGAUAAUCACCAAUGGUACGUCUGCUACAGUUUCCAGAUUUCGCCAAAAAAAUUAUUAGGUAUCCCACCAAAUUUGUGUGGUGUUGCCAGUGGUUUUAGUCAUGCGUGAAAAUACAACAGCUCUUUCUGGAGCCUCCAUGACUGUUCUCCGUUGUGCCUGAUGCCCGAGUUCUCACAGAUUGCGGCACAAAGAGAUUAAGUUUCACGGCCAUCGUGGCUCUGUUUUGUAUAAAUAAUUAAAUUAAAAUACAAAUGUAAAAGUCUCAAAGUUUCUCAUGAACUAAGCCCUAGCCUCACUUGUUACCAACUCCUACACAUGCAAUUUUUGGCUGUACCAACAUUUGACACCUUUAUAUAAUUCGGAUUAAAAACUAUGUAACUUUCAAGCAAGACCUAGAUGAUUUAAGAAAUAAUAAAAAUGAAGGUAGCGAAAAUAAUUGAAACUUAAAUCAAAUUAAUUUUUCAUUUUCGGAUCAACGCCCACUGUUCGCAGGCGGCCACAGAUAUCGCCACUGAAAAAAAGUGCCAAAGCUCAAGAACAUUUUGAGGUAGUAUAAUCGAUAUAAGGUAAAAGUUGCUUGUGCAACCUUACUAUUGGUGGCUGGCCAAAUGUCGCGGAAAAAACGAUGAAUAAGGUUCACAAACGUCGUUUGUAGCUGGAACUUGCGAGCUAGGAAUUUCUGAGAAAACUGUAUGGUAGAUAAAUUUGACUCGUGUCACUUAUAAUUACUGAAUGUUGUAACACCGAAAAGAAAAAAAAGUCUAUUUGAAUUUUGCGAUAGCACGCAAGAUGAAUUGAAAUGUUAUGAUUUCGCAAAUAAACUGAUAUUCUCCGAUGAAACAACUUUUUAUUCAUAAGGACGAGAAUACUAUGUACUAUGUAGGGUAAUAUAGUUCGCUAUAAAACUGUGAAGUAAGAAAGAUAUUCAGGGAUCAUGAGUUUAUUUGCAUUGCCACUAAGAAAAUAGUAUGUACCAAUAUUUUUCCCAGCUAAAAAAACAACAAAACGUCGCAAUUAGGUGAAAAUGAUGCAAUUGUGGUUAGGUAUUUCCAACUGAGUGAGGAUCGUAUCAAUACUGUGAUUCAAAAUGAUGAGGACCCACCCAUUGGGCUUUGGAUUCGACAUUGUGAACUGAAGUAUGCCAUUGCCUCUGUGAGGCACACGACAUUCUCCGGCUGCCAUAUUAUUAUUAUAUUUUUCUUGACAUCUACUGUUCUAAAAAUCACUUCUUGUUAUUCAUUGUAAUUUUGUUUAGUUGUAUCAAGCUCUAGUUCAUGAAUCACAUUGCUGAGAAACCACAAUGAACUUAAAGAACGCAUUAAUGCAACAUUACGAACAGUUACCAGUAGAACAUUACAAAAUAGGUGGAACAAACUCGAUCACAGAUUACAUAAUUGUUUCAUUAUGAAAGGUUCACAAAUCGAACAUCUGUAACUUUUAAUAAUCAAUGGGGAAUGGUUUUUUAACAGUCACUAAAAAAAACAUGACCCGUUUUCCUUAUUUUCCAUAUUUACUUAUUAUAGUAUGUGUAAUGGUAGUUACUGUUACUUAUAUUAUAUGUAAUGGUUUUGAAAACAUAUUUUUUUUUUUUAAAUCUGGUCUUUCGGUUAUGCUAACCAUGCGUUGAGGCUUUAUAAAAAAAAUUUUUUUACUGAUCAGGACCGACAUUAAGUUAUUUGUACGAUACAAGUAGCCAAUGCCGAAAAAAUAUAAAAUAUGACUACCGACUGCGGUAGAGUGCUUCGUAGGCGGCACUAGCAUGUUACAGCUCACCAAAAAAUGCAGUAUGUGGAUGUACUGAUUAUAUAAAUACUUAGUUAAGCCGAACCUAAUGCAAAAACACUCGAGAGAUAAAUAAUUUUGAAGUUAUUUUGAUUAACUUCUCUUUAACCAUUUUAUGAUCGACUAAUUUAAAAAUAAUCCCAGCUAAGUAGCAACUUAUCUUAGAAAGUGAGGCCUUAUAAAUAGUUUUAUUAAUUUAUAGACUUCAUAACCGCGAGAUUAGUUGAUUUUCACUUCUUGGAUAUUAUCAAAUAUAUUUUUUCUCAAUUUCAAUGCUUAUUUUUUUCAUAGUGUAAAAAGCAGACAAUCUUUAGUGUCUACUAUAUUGAGUUUGCAUGCGUCUAGCAAAUAACACUUCAAUUAUCGAUAGUUAUAAUUAUUACUACAUUUUUUCUGGUGGUCCAGAGAAUAUUUUAUUUCGAAACAUAAGUAGAUACAGAAGAAAACAUAAAAAUAUUCUAAUAAUUAAAUACUUUCCCAUAAAGCAUAAUUAGAACAUUAAGAUAAGACUAGCGAGAACACACAUUCUCAUAUUUCCAGUUGAUGACAUGACAUGAAAGUUUAAGAAAUAUGAAGUGAAAGAUUAUUUAAUAUUUAUUAAGUUCCAUGCUCUAGUUUUUCCGUUGAAAAUGUUUUUAGGCUUAGGUCUGUGACGUUCCGAUAGGUUUAAGUUUGAAAACUUCUAAAGAUGUGUAAUCAUUAUUUACUAUUGCUGCUAAUAUGCACUACAGAAUAAACUUGGAUAGAAAAAUUAUCUUCAAUUGAGCUAUUUCUACCUCCCUUCCUUUACUCAACAAACAAAAAAUUUUUGUCUCGCUGAACACUGUAAAAAUUACUAAGAAGCAAUAGUCGGCUAAAAAUAAUGAAAUCAUUAAGGUAGCCUAUACUAAAAAAAUAUCAGAAAUAUACAUAUGUCUGGGGGAUUCUCUUGUAAAAACAGCAACUGAAUGAUUUUUAAUUUAAAUGAAAAAUUAAAUGUAACUGGGUAAUAAUUUUAUUAUACAAAUAGGAGUAUUUUGCCAAGUACAUGAGAAUUGAGUAUCCAGCAUAUGUAUGUUUAUUUUCUGCCGGAGCAAACAUAUUGGAAAAAAUAAAAUAUACAAGUAAGAGUUGAAAGCUCGGCUCCUGAAAUUCCACUCGAGAAGAUUUCAUUCGUGUACAUGGUCAUUCUCUGCCAGUUCAGGUAGCUGAACAAGCCUAAUCCCCGAAGGGUGGGGGAGAGGGAUUUUCCGAGCAGACAAGCGGUGUAUAUAAGGCCCUGGAAAACCAUUGUCGAGACAAAAUGGAAACACUGACAGGUCACCGGGCAGGUUGUGUGACAUACGUCCACGAGAACUACGAAUACGUCAAAGAUAAAAAUGUUAGGGACAUUUCGUAUUUGCGCUGCAAAGAUAAAGGGUGUAAAUCGCGAAUUGUGUGGAAUGGUUUUGAAAUCAUCUCUAACGUCAAUACACAUAAUCACGAUCCAGAUUUAAAAGAAAUAGAAGUGUUGCGGUUAAAGCAGGCUCUUCGAGAACGUGGAGCAUCGAUGACGUCACGCAUUAGCUACAGAGAAGCAUAUGAUGAAGAAUGUUUUAGGUGAGUACUAUUUCAUUGUGUAAUUUAUUUGGCUGCUAUAUUUACAAAGAGUGACUGAUUAGUUCAUAUUCCUGUACGUUUGAACAUUUAUAGCUACUCAAUUUACUAGUCAUACUAUGUAUGCAAAGGAUAUAAUGCUUUUUCUUCUUAUUGAAACCAUUUUACUGUGUAUUUAUGUUAUUCAUGUUAACUUAAAAUAGCUCGCUUUAUCUUAACUAGAACUUCCAGUUGGAAUUACUUUAUUCUAUGAGCACGAUGUAGGCCCUACCUACUUCGAGCCCAUUAUAGUAUUUAAGGAAAAUGUUUCAAAGUGCACCUACUAAUCAAUUUUAGAUAGGAAACCUUCUAUAUUUAGUUGAAUUGUAUUUGUGAUUUUGUUGUUAAUAUCAUCACAUUACCGUAUUUCAAUACAUUCACUUAUCGUACUUAUUUCAUCUACGAAACUCACUGAAUUGUCGGAGUGAUACGUAAACAUAUAUAACGAAAGCGCAUGGGUGUUAUGGGCUAAUGUUUAAAUUAAACUUAUGAAGUAAAAAAAUUCCAAGCAGUUAGCCAUUAUAAUGUACCUUAAAGAAUCAUUAUAAUUUCCAUAAAAAUCAUAAUUUCAAACUAUAUAGUUACGUAUUUUACGUUUGAGAUAUUUGAAGUUAUUUGUAUUCAGUAAAGAUAUCACUUUAUUCUAGCACAUUGCAGUAUUAUUGAGCAUGUGUCACAAUUAAAUACUGAAAGCAUGUAAAUUGAAACCUUCUAAAUUACAAAUGAGAAAAAGGUAUGUAAUACUUUCCCACAAGCCAUAGUCAUGCAAGAGCAUUUAACAGGUAUUUUAUUAUUUUGUCAAGCAAAUAUCUCUAGCUUUGCAGAUAAUAUUCAUAGUUUAAUAUUUCCAUCGCCAGUUUUACUGCCUUAUUUGCCUAUCGGCUACUAUAAGCAUUGCGUUAACAAGACGUUCUUAAAUGUUGUUUAUUGCUACGACUAAAACACAAUUUGAAACAAUGAAUGUUGUAUAUGUGCUUUUAUUGUAUUCGUGUUUUUUGAUAAUAAUUUUAUAAAUUAACUUAUGUUACUUGCAUAGAACUCAGUAUUUAAGGCAUAAACUAUGUUUCCGAAUCGUAUUAUUUCCAGAGAGUGUUAGAUAGAAAAUUACUGUCAGAGGUUUUUAACCAGUAAUAAUUUUUUGUGUUUAUGUUUUUAUUGCUGAAAGCAGGAACUGCAUUUUUAGGAAGACAUAAAAUUCUUAGUUUUAUAUUCAAAAUGUUUGAAUUUGUUAAUAACACUCGAUAAUAUAAUGAGGCUUUAUCUUUCACCAAUGAAAAAGAAAUAAUUUUUUUAAUGUACUGGUACUCUCAAACACGAUUUCAUCUAUUUAGAUUAAAUUCACAAAAACUUUGUUAUCGGUAGACGAUAAAUUAAUCAACUUGGUUCUCAACUACCGGAAGAAAUUUAAAAUUAACAUUUUUCUAAAUAAUAAAACGUAAUUUCAGCAGUAAAUGAAUAGUGCACAAUAUUCGUCUAUGAGUAUCACGUGAGCUUAAAGCGGCAGUCACAAUUCCACGACAAACACGACACGAAAAAUCAGAUUAAGCGUCGAACCUACAGCGUUCCAGCACGACAGUUACUAUCAUAGGGUCAGAAUACUACGACAGCAUUAGCACGAUAAACUCUAAUAUGGUAAUCGUAAAAUAUUUUGAAGUCACAUGCGACCAUAAAAUUCAGCAUAGAUGCGCCUGAAACUGUGUAAACCCUAUUAUUUUCUAGCCUGAACUUUAUCAAUUAAUAGUUAUUCGCUUAAAUAAUCCUUUAUUCAAUUCGAUUUUGAAGAAAUUUUGCAUAAUAACAUUGGUCAUACACAACAAUAUUUCUUUAUAAAGGCGCACUACAAUAAUUGUAAUAAUUGUGAAAAAGUACCUACACGUAAAAUUAAAUUUCAAUUUUCUGCGUAAAGAUUUACCAAGCAGGUAAAUAUUAGUGAUUUUUACUUUUGUUUGAACAUUUUUACUUUCCGUCAUGCGGCAAGACACGACGAAAUUAGAAAAUGAAUCUAAUACUUGCGGGCCGUCGGGGCGCGAAUUUUGAGUUUCAUUGGCUACUGAGCGUGUCGGGCCUGUCGUGUCUUGUCCGUCGUGGCAUUGUGGCUCCAACUUUACUGAAUAAAUGCAACAGUAAACAAAUGUAACACCCUACAGAUGUCAAUAUCAUUAAAAUUCAAAAUUGAGUAUAUAUUAACAAUCAUAUAAAUGAUAUUAUUGCUUUAUUAUAAAACUUAACUUCUUCCGAGUUAAAUCAGUUUCGUGAGCUAUUGGGUUUUUUAAGGGUGCUCCAAUUUUCCUCUCUCAUUCACUCCGCCAAUGCUUUAAUGUCAUCUCAUCUUAUCUAAUGACCCUGGCGUCAACUAACGAAGCCAUAAUUCAUUUGAUUUUCUUUGAAAAAAAUAUUAGAAAGUUUUAUUACCACAAGAACUGCGAGUACCUUUAAAUUUAGUUUACAUAUUGAAUUAUAAGGGCGUAUAUUGUUCGAAGAGAAACAUAUGUACGCACGUAGAGGCAACCCACGUGACCCAAAUACAAACAUCUGAUUGCCGGUAUGGAAACAAAAGGGAGUCUGAUUGAAAUAAGUAGGUGGUCUUUUCUUGUGACAUGUUCUAGGGUGCUAAGAGGGUAGUUUAUUAAAAAUUAAAUUUUUUCUUACACAAUUAAGUAUUUUUGCUUAUUAUUUUAAAUAAAUAACGUCAUAAUAUAACUACCGUUUCUUGAAAAAAAAUUUGUUAAAAUUUCAUUACGUAUUAAUUUAAUAGUUAUAAGAGACUUAAGGAACAUUUUUACUGUCAAUCCUUGCAAGAGUAUGUAAUCGUGCUAAAGUCUAUACAUUUAAAUUAAUCACAUUUUUUGUAGCCUUUGAAAUGUUUUCCUUAAUUUUUUGUAUAUAAUUAAUAAGUCAAGAGAUAUUUCGGUAUGCCCAACCCUGAAAACCUCAUGUUCGAAGGAUUAUAGGGGAAAAUUAUUUUUUUCAUUGAUAAAUGAUAUACACAUAUUUAUAAGUAAUUAAUUAAAUAGACUACAUACAAACUAUAAAAUUAAAACUAUACAUAACACGGUUAAGAACAUACUUUUAGUUCAUGCUUGUGUUUACAUAAACAUUGGCUUUAAAGUUUCAUUAAACCAUUAAGUAAAUAUUUAUUAUGUAUAAGAAUUUUAUAAAAAUAAACGAUAGGCCUCCACAUUGAAAAAACCAUUACCCACGUGUUUAAACAAGCAUUUCAGAGUGUUGCAUCGGCAAUAGCAUAUUAUUAUGUGUGUCACGCCUAAGAAAUUGUGAGCUUAUGCGGGAAUAAUUUUCGUAAAAAUUUUAAAUGUGUCAUUUAUUACGAUUCUCGUGAAGGUGACAACUUAUAGGCGCAAGAAAUAUUUUCAUCUCCAAAGGGUAUGACUGCAGUGGUAGAGAACAGUUAUAGCGUUAUAGGCAAUAGAGAUUAUAGAGUUACUUUAUGGUACCGAAUUCGUUUUCUCCGUCUGGACAACCAAUAACAGGCAAACAUACAAACAGACAUUAGUUUUUAUUAUUGAAAAUAACAAAAACAUUAUUGUGUGUGAUUGGAAUGAAAUUGCGUUGGUAACUAGGUAUUAGCCGUAGUGUAAAUCCACCAAUUUCGGAUAUCUUACCUGCGGAAAUUGCUUAAUAUUUUCAGUAUUAUGAAAAUAAAUAAUAAAACAAAAAUUUUACAUGCUACAUACAUAUGUCGCUUAUCUGGUCAGUAUAAUCUCAUAAUAAUCGUAGGGAUUUUAGAUUUGUUUUAGUCCAUAUUUUUCGUAUUUAUGUCGUUAUUUUAGGGCAAGGAUACUUUACCAGUAUUAAAAAUUUUAUUCACGGUUUCGGAUGAUAAGACUUUAAUUUAUAUGUACACUUAAAUGCCCAAAUUUUCUUACUGUUUUAUUGUAAAAUACAUGGUUCAUGAUAACUACUAAAUACUGUUCAUGGAAUCAAGAAACAGAUACACGUCGAGCAACGUAUUGUAGUACUUAUAAGACUUAAAUUUAAAUUACUUAUUUACUAAAUUAAAAAAAAUUAAAACCUCAGAUAUUCACGUGUCUUUCCACUAUAUACAGAUUACAUUUUUUUACGCUUGAUCGCAAAUGCAAACUACCGAUUAACCCAAAACUAACGUAUAUAUCAGGCGUCUAACAGUCAGCACGCAGGAAAUUAGCUGCCAUGCAGAUGUAGCUCGUAUAAUAUUACGAAACGCGAUGUGUGAAGAAAGGGCUGUUAAGAAAUGACAUAGAAGUCUAAGUUUGGUGCUGGACUAGCACGCAAAAAAUAAUACAUUAUAAACUAUCAGAAAUUAAAUUCCACAAUAUAUGCAGAAAAUAUUGAAAUUUAUUCAUGUUAGUGGCUGGUUGGAACAUGAAAUUGCUCAGGAAAAUAAACUUUCUUGAGCUUUUGCUGAAACACAUCAUUAUUUUCGAAAACGUUUGAACCUUAUCAUAGUAUUCCUUGAAACCAAUUGAAUUAUCUCAAAAAAAAACAUUCUUAGUUCUCUAAACGUUCUCAUUUUUUGUUAUAACUCUAAAAAUCUCAAGGGUCAUGUUAAUAACCGUGUUUCUGAUGAGAGAGGCUUUCGAAAAAAAUAGGUACAUUAAGAACAGAUUAGGUUAAUAAAAAACUACAAUGCGCUUGGCGUCACGUGGAAAAAGGGCUCUCCCUGAGUAAGUUUUCACCGUUCUUCCGAUUUAUUAGUUGGGUAUAAAAAGUGUCGCAGUUCACACAUGCUAACAAAUUAAAUGCAGUACACUGAGUUUUGCAAACUACCCUGAGUUCACUUUAACUCAACACCUUUCUAUACGUAGUUUGUUUUGACAAAAUAAAAAACAAAUCAGUAACUUCAUCAAGGUUACAUGUCAAGUAAAGAAAUGAAAAUCGCCAUGUAGCUAGCUUCCCGCCCUGAGGCAGGGUCUACAAGAAUGAGAUGAGGCUGACACUCAGUGGAGCCGGCUGCCCUACCCGAGGGACAGACCUGUCGUUCCGGCCAGCCUACAUGUCAAGUACCGAUCCCCAAUAAAUGUUUCUUUAUUUAGUUGGCAUCCGUGAAACUUUCGCGCCCUCAUAGUCAUAUUUUAUUACUACAGUCACUAUCAUAAUUCUGGGGGAAUUACUCGCUAUAAUAUAAAAUGUUGUGGUCAAGUAGGCCUACUUGUGUGUUAAAUGCCGAGUUGUAUACCUGCGUGUGCAUUAUACUAUAGACGCACAAAAUAUGGGCAUAAUAUUGUAGGUACAACCGAAUGAAGUAGCGCAAUGGUUAAAUUUUUUCAAUUUUUUUGCUUCAUUUAGCGCAUUCAAGACGUGUACACGUUCUCUUUGCCAUUACAAUCCGAUAAAUACACAAUACAAAAAUUAAACAAAGAAACAUAAAAUUACAUACAAGCAAGAACAAUAAAAACUAUUAAAUUAAUAAUGAAUGGCUAGUUAAUGACAUUUAAGUUUAAUAAUUUAAACCAUAUGAGCUCAUCUAUAUUGCAAAAAAAAAUUAAUUUUUUUUGUAAUAUUUAAAAUCACAAAUUCUUACACACGUUUUUUCACUUCUGCGUUGGUUAAGUGGAAAUUUAUAACUGCGCAGGCAGUUUGGGUUGAGUAUUCUAGUCGAGUUUGCACCAGAGAAUUUAAUGAAUUUGACAUAACAUUGGUCACACACAUGGUUAAUUGAAGUUCAUGAUUUGAUUUUGAUCGAGGCCCACGACUGCGAAUUGAGCUUCAAACAUGUAUAUCUGAUAUAAAUAUUUAGAGAAGAACUUGUCUAAGUAUUUGGUGUAGGUAUAGCAAUUAGUGUGCUUAGUUAUCAUGUAUGGAUUUAGUUGUAACCAAUUCAGUUUUCCAUAGUUAGAUUUGAGUAAUAACGUAAUUAUAGAAUAUAUGAAAAACGAAUGCAAAUAUUUUGAACCUUGCAGCCUUUUUUCAGAUGUUUAUGUCAUUUAGACUACGUGACAAUAAUCGAUCUAAUGUAUAGUGACUGCACAAGUGUGUAGCUUUCACGCACAUGACAAUAAAUUCAUUAAUAAUUAUAUAGUGAACAGAAUUACACGAUUUCAUUACAAACAUCAGUCACAAAAGCCCUCCAGAGAUAUGUUUCCAUACAUCAUAAUCUUACAUCUUUUAACAGAGUUUAAGAAUACAAUAUUCGCAUCUUCUGAAGUGGCCUAUCCAUGAUUACACGCUGUUAUUAUUUAGAGAUGAAGAAGUUAUUGAAAUUAAUUGCUUUUUAUUGAAUUCAAAUACGAUUUUAUAUGACAUCGCACACUCUAACUGCUUCAAAUUUUCUAUUCAGUUUCUAAAUUUCAUGUACGAUGCUGUAUGUACUGGCGACAAUGAGAAGUUGUAAGCAUAAAGUUGUUGGUUUGUAUAAGUUAUUAGAGGCUUGCGAUGUAGUUGAAGGGCACGAAAUGGAAAGGACCUGUGAUAGACCCUUGAGAAUCGAUGGCUUCAAUAGCGUUCCAUGGUGAUCGGCGUUUAUCACGCGUGGCUAUUUACUUUUACUGUGUAAAGGGUUUAAUAGCAAGUAAUUUUCCGAAAUAAAAAUUUGACCAGCGUGAAAUAGUUGUAUAGUAAUGAACCAAUGCAGAAUAAUAAGUGAAAAGCUUAUGUGUUUUGUUUUAUUAUAUGUGUUAUUUUAUCAGAUUUCCGCUGGCAAAAGAAGUAGUAGGAUUCCCAUCGGCAGAAGAGCUGAUGAGGCGUGCACGUAAAAGAAUUGUACCACCCCAACCACAAUCACUACAAGAGUUUGACGAGAUGAUGACGCUUGAUCAGUGGAAAAUUUGGGGGAAGUCUCUAAGUGGUGAACGGUUUUUUCUUAAAACCAUUGUUUCCACCGAUGGUGGGGUGGCCGCUUUAUUUGUCUCACCACAUUUCAAGGAUUUGCUAGGUACAGAAAAUUCUAAUGUUCAGGCUGAUGGCACUUUCAAGUCUGUGCCUCUUCAUCCUAGAAGCGAACAACUAUUUACCCUGCACGUGGUAGAUACUGAAAGGCAUGGAGGACUUCAAAAUCAGAUAUACCCUGCAGCUUACGCACUUAUGACGAGAAGGACAACUGAAGCGUACGAAGCCGUUUUACGAGGUUUAAUCGAAGAAGUGCCAACAUUUAAGCCAGCAACUUUAAUGAGCGACUUCAAACCCGCAUUGCGCUCUGCCUUUCGACGUGUUUUUCCAAAUGUAUCAGUGAAAGGAUGUUGGUUUCACUACGCCCAGGCAAUUUUUCGACGCGCGCAACAACUGGGAAUGGCGAGAACAAUCCGCUCUGAAACUGGAGAAACGGCUUUGAAGAUGCUUAUGGCCUUACCGUUACUACCCACAGACAAAAUUAUAUCUGGAGUACAAACAGUGGAAGAAUAUUUGCUGCAGGAAAACAUGAUGGUUACGUUUCAAAGACUCACACAAUACAUAAGAGAUUUUUGGAUUGGUGUGGUGACGCCAAGUGUUUUGUCUGUAAAUGGCCUCGAGUGGAGGACCAACAAUGCCGUUGAGUCUUUUUACAGAAAGUUGCUUAAAGCUGUAGGUGGGCCCAGACCGGAAUUUUGGCAUUUCAUCACCGCUCUUAGAAAACAAGACAGUUCGUUCCAUACUACAAGGCGAAACGUAGAGAGGCAGGUGGCAGCCCAGAGAACGCGGCGUCGAUCGUAUGUGCGGCAGGACGAAAACAUUCAGCAAAUGCAGGGGGAGCUGUCUGAAGAAUCAAUUUCUAUUAAAAGAUUCCUCCAACGAGCAUCCUGGACUGUGAGUUCGUUAGCAGAACGACUUCUACGAACAUCUUUGGUGGCAGCUGUAAUGGACGAUGAAGUUACAGCUGAAGACGAAUUCCAAGAUGACACACCACCAGAACAUCUUCCUGACAUACUGUUUGAUGGAGAGGUUACCAUCACAGAUGAGACCACAAGCACAUCCAGCUUGGUGGAAGAGAGGACACCAAAUAUUGGAAGAAGAUAUCGGCAUCGUGAACCUCCAUAUCAGAGACCAAGAAACACGAAUGAAGAAGCUGGAAGUUCGUUUGAAUCAAUUUUAGAGGUGUCUCUUCAAGAAAAUGGAAUGGAUCAAGAAGUUUCAGAACGAGUUGAACAACCUUUAUCUGAAGUAACUACAAGGUUGUGCAUGAUUUGCAACAUCGGCGAGCCAACUAACAUCAUUGUCCCUUGUCACCAUCAAGGCUUGUGUGACGAGUGUGUGGCUGAGCUUAGGAGGAGAAUGACUUUACCACCUGAAGAAGACGAACUGGGGGCAUUGAAUAUAGAAUAUUCACUGUGCCCCUACUGCCGUACUCAAAUACACGACUUUUUACGAAUCCACAUUGUGUGAAACUGUAAAUAACGUAAAUUUUUUUUUUUUCGUUUAGAUUUAACCACCAUUCUGUACAUCACUUACCCAAACAUAGUAUAUUUCUUGUAAAGUUCUUAACUGCCGUAAGUGUGUCUUAGGCCAGUUUUUUGAUUGAUACAACGGUAAAUAAUUAAUUUCAAUGGUGUUAAAUUAUGAGAUUAUUAAACAUUAUACAACUUACAAGUUUUAGAAUCAUUAGAAACUUAGGUAUUUGUUUAUAUGAGUUUCAGAAAACGGCACCUUAAGAUAAUAUAAGCUUCUUCUUAAAAUUUGAUUUAUUUAUUGACUUCUACAUUUUGCCGACGAAGAAACCAAACCCAGAAAUUAACAACAAAUAAAAAGCCCAUGGAAAAAUCCCAUCAUUUGACAAGAUUUAUUUCGGAAUUCAAAGUUACGUUACUCCAAAUACGUUCAAAUAUGUUUCAAUUUACCAACGUCACUUGACACGGUACUGUUCUUUUUAUCCCUAGCUGAACGCAGUGAAUGAAUGCAAACCCGAAUUCUGGCAUAACAUAACGAUCUCGACUAAUCGAAAUUAGUCACUGGUGCGCUGAAAAGAAGCCAGUAGUUGAAGUAAGCAUACAUCAAAGAUAUAGUAUGAAUGGAUUAUCAAUAAACAAUUCUGAUAGAAAAAUCUUGGGUUUGUAAUUAUGUUUACUAGCCUUUUAUUUUGUUAGGCGAAUGUUGUUAUAUUGGAAAAUUUUACAUUUAAAAAAACCACAACCCAAAGAUUUAUGACUAAUCGAGGUAACUGUUGCAAAAACAGCGUCUGUGGUAGGAAUGUCACACACACACACAUAUAUAAUAUUAUUUCUCAGGUAAUAAUGUGCGAAGCUUAAUCCAUUAUACCCCUAUAAUCAGCGAGACGCUGAGACACCUUGACCAGCAUCCACAAUAAUAUAUUAUAAGUUUAAAGUGUGAAGAACGACUUCGUUAAAAAACAUCCUUUAGUCUUUUAGGUUAAAAGUGAUACAUGCAGUAUAUUUUUGUAAUAAAAUACUUUUUUAUCAUUUUGCAACAUAAAAAGGUUAAACGAGAAAGGAAUCCAACACAAAAAUUUAUUUUUUUAUUAAAAAAAAAUUUUUUCCGUUUCUUUUCACAUGCAGUUUAUUAACACUUUUUUAGUUAAUUUAAUAUAAAUGGCUGAAUGGGCUGCAAACGAGUCGAAUUUAAAGUUAAAAAAUUUUCAGGGUUGUUCGCGGGCUCGUUACAUUCCCGGGCUUCUGUUAGCACAGUUUUAUGAUUCUAAGUGUCUAUCCCGUCUCGGUCAGGAGAGUUGUCACUCGAUGGGGUGUAUACGCUACUAUUAUUGCAAACUAACAAUUUCCCCCCCCCCUUGUUUUUUUUAACCAAAAUACGUGUCAUUCACAUUCAUAGCUGAUUAUUUUACUUGAAGAAAACUGUAAUUUCACUUUCAAUAUCCAGCAAAUUUUAUUCAUGUAACGUUUACUUAAUGAUAAACGUGCAAACCAAAAAUUGUUACAUAAUCGAAAUGGUGACAAUUUAAUCAUUCAAUUCAAGUUCGUCAAAUAUAGUCUGUCCUGUAAUGUGGAUUCUAUUAAUCGGGAGACCUCGGCAAAUAGUUUUGUUCAAAUACAAACAUCUAUGAUGAAAUUUGUCGUACAAGUGUGUAUGAAUGUAUCAGUUGAUUAUUAAAGAACCUACUUAAAAAACAUUUUCAGAAAUAUUUUGUACUUAUAGACACCAAUUUUUAAGAAGCCGUUUAAAAUGCGUUAUAUAUGAUGAAUAUUUGAGUAAAUAUAUCGCGAUUAUUAAAACCAUUAGUGUCGAAAAACGAAUAUGUUAACAUCCGCAACAAAAAAUAUGUUAACCCGACAUUCUUAGUUUAACAUUCGUAACAAACACCAUAUUUUAAUUAAAUGUGUAAGUUUAUUACAUACACUUUAAAUGAGCGUAUAAACAUCUCUGUAACUUAAACUAUAGUGGCUAAUUUCUGGAACAUAAGAUGGGAAUUUAUGGGCUAUGCUCCUUGAUCAGGUACAAGUUCAGUUCCCGGCUGUUAUGAAUCAGGCUGAAGCCGUUCCUGGCCCUUUAAACAUGAAUAUGCUUUGUGCGCAACUUUAAUUUUACAUUAGUUUUAAACCUUAUUUUCCAUAUUCCUAUUUGAACUAAAUUGUUAUUCCCUCUGUUUAAAGAAAAACCAUUGCUGAAAAGGAAAUUUAGUUAGGAAUAGUAAAUAACUUAGAUAAUUUCUGUGGAGUUUUUUUUUGCAACGGUUAUAUAUUUAAGAUUUACGGUUUUCAUGAACUAGCAAAAGAGUUCCUGGUCCAUGCAUCGGUAGCAUUGAUGUCGCAAUUCCCACGUGUAAUCGCAUUUGUGCAUGUAUUAACGAAUUUGGUUUUGCUUUAAAAAUGUCAGUGUUUUUUACUAUGGUUAUAUUUUGUUAUGAUGAAAAAUCUUUUUAGAAUAGUUACAACAUUUUUAUCAAAAUGGAAGUGUUUUGUGUUAAAAAUGUAUAUAAAGAAUAAUAUUGGGUUUUUGCAGUCAAUCGUGUGCAUAGUGUGGUAUACAAACAUAUUUCGUGGUUAAGGUUAUUAAAAGAGUCCAUCAAAUGAAAAAAAUCUUUUUUUUGUGAAAAUUUGUUGUUUUGGUUCAAUGGGUAGUUUCUGUUUGUGUUCAUAGCUAAUUACUGACUGAUAUUUUGUUUAUUUGUGUUUAAAUAUUAAUAUUUUCUUCUAUAAUAUAAUUAUAUUCUAUGCUAA